AUGUCGCAACCCUCGGAACUCGCCCAGCAACGAGCAGAAGACUUCAGGAAAUUCAAGAACUAUGCAGCCCUUGGAUUCAUCGUCGCUGCUCCCAUUAUUAUUGCACUACCUCCUCGAAAACUCGACCUUUACACAGCCUCUCUAACAACGGCAUUCAUCAUCUCCGCAGACCAUCUCCUUACAGAACGAACAGGCAAAGGCAUAGUCUCACAGAUAGCGGGCUACCUUCCGACCGGCAAACCAUCAAUUGUCCGUGACCUCCCGACGAAAAAGGCUGAAGAGUUCAGUGAGCGUAUGCGGCUCGCGAGAACCCAGGAGCAGGAGAUAGAGAGAUUAAGAGUUAGCAGGGGUGAAGAGGAAGAGCAAAAGAGCCUCACCUUGCAGGAGUCUGUCAAAAAGCUAUGGAUGGGCAAAGAGACUGAAGGAUGGCAGGAAAGGAGGCGAGAGGAAGAGAGAAAGGCUCUGGCAGAGGGGAAGGGAUAUGCUGAUAUCAUAAUGGACUAUAUCCGAGAUGCCUGGAGGAUGGAUGAGGGCGGCGAGCAAGGCGAUAAUGCAGAGAAAAAGCCGGCGGAACAGCAAGAGAAGGGUUCAACGAGCUAA
This is a messenger RNA of Nannizzia gypsea CBS 118893, 600 nucleotides long. RefSeq lists its product as hypothetical. Bases 1 to 600 code for a protein of 199 amino acids. The record is from RefSeq and is a predicted model, not a curated record. NCBI's taxonomy places the organism in Eukaryota, Fungi, Ascomycota, Eurotiomycetes, Onygenales, Arthrodermataceae. The transcript has a single exon.